AGCUUCAAAUGAUUCAAUUACUCACGUCAUCACAAAGACAUUAAAUAAGUGCUGAAAAUUGUAGCUCCUGCGUGCAGUAUUAAACAAUAUUGAGAAGUUAUAGUGGAUCUUACAGUGGAUUCCAGAAAAUGCUCUUCCUGUAGGACUCUGAACAAACAAACUCUGAGAACAAAUUAUUGUUAUUUUAUACUGGUAAAGUCUGCAAGUGCCCAUGUUUAUGCUAGUUUUGAUGGAGAGAACAUUGGAAACUGUCCAUUUUGCCAACGCUUAUUCAUGGUUUUGUGGCUGAAAGGGGUUAAAUUCAACGUAACAACAGUGGAUAUGAAAAAGAGACCUGCAGAAUUGCUUCACCUAGCUCCAGGCACCAAUCCACCAUUUCUUAUUUUCAAUGGGGAAUUAAAAACUGAUUUCAUCAAGAUUGAAGAGUUUCUUGAAGAGACGUUGGCUCCACCCAGUUACCCACAUCUCACACCACGUCAACCAGAAUCGUAUCAUGCUGGCAGUGAUGUCUUUGCCAAGUUUUCAGCAUACAUCAAGAACACAAGUAAAGUCGCCAAUGAAAAAUUUGAAACUGCUUUGCUGAAGGAGCUGAAAAGAUUGGACAUCUACCUGAAAGAACCUCUUCCUGAUGAAAUUGAUGCCAACAGCACAGAGACAGUUCUUGUCUCCAAAAGAAAAUACCUCGAUGGAAAUGAGCUCACACUGGCCGACUGCAACCUGCUACCUAAGCUUCAUAUUAUCAAGGUGGCUGCCAAGAAAUACCGGAAUUUUGAAAUUCCUAAAGAAAUGUCUUCUCUCUGGCGUUAUCUGAAAAAUGCAUAUGAGCGAAGCGAGUUCAAGUGUACCUGUCCAUCCAUUGAAGAGAUUGAAAGGGCCUAUGCCGAUAUUGCCAAAGAAAUGCAAUGACAAUAACUGACUCACAUUGUACAGCAAAAUCCCAGUGUAUGGAAGUACCCAAUUGUAUUCUUUGAAUAGAGAAGUAUGAUAGAAAUCUAUUUCACUUUCAAGCGUUGAUAGCCCACUUCUAGCGAGAUGCCUGUUAAAUGCAGCUUGGUCACUUUAAUGUUAAAAGCACCUAUCCUAUACCCUGGAUCGUCUACUUAUAAAACUAUAUUUUGGAGGAACUUAUUAAAUUUAUUUUGUUACAAAUGCAGAAUAUUUAAAAAAGAAAAACAUAGAAAGAGGAACAGCUGUUGACUUGAGUCUGAUACCAGCCUGAAAUGUCCCUCACUAAAUAUAUUUAUCCUUGAGGUUUAUCUGUUUACCUGCAGUUAGAUCUUUUGGUCUUAAGACCACAUAGUUCUCCUUUAACAUUAGUAUAAUACAAUUUUAUUACACAGUAUGUGCCUGCAAUCAUAAAACAUACUGUACCUAUCUAUUUAACUAUAAACAACCUAUAGGGGGUUAAUAGUUUGGUUUGGACAAAGUAAAAUAAAAUUGUAUCAUUUACAGCUAAUUUCAGACAAAAUUGCACAUUAUUAAUUCACUGGAAUCUAUAGCUGCAAUUGUGGGAGGCUGAUCUGAGACCCUCUAACUCUCAAGGAUACCUUCUUAUGCAUUGGAGAAAUCUGAUCCCCAUUCCUUUUUUUAUUUUCAUUGGAUGGGGGUUUAACUGUCAAUGUCAGCAUUUACUGUCCAUCCUUAAUAGUAAUGACUUAAUGAAUUUAAAUUCCUCACGUGCUAUAUCAGAACUUAAAAUCACAACUAUAGAUUUCUGGUCCAAAAUUAGUUUCCUUUCCAGUAACUUAACUGCUACACCCUUUAGCCAAUACACACAACGCUAUUAUUAUAUUUUUGCUUGUUAGUAGCUUCAAAAUACUUCAACAACCGGCAUGAACAGGAUAUCUUUACACAACACAGUAAUGAAAAUGUCUAUACUAAGAUUUAAUCGUAAUUUUUUCACUGUGACAGUCCCUCAAACUGACUGUUUAAUUCAUGCACUUAAAAUUAAUUAUCAUGUUGGAAAAAGGAUCAGUCAUGAGAAACUGAAGUAGGAAAUGUUAAAAAUGUCUCUUUAUUAAUGUAAACUGGUUAAACAUCUUUGUCCGCUCUUUGUUUCCUUGGUGUCUAUUCUAAAGGCUGAUCAAGGCAGAGUUGCUAAUGAACCAUGCACUUCAAAAUACCACCCAGUAGUAUCAGUGGACAACCAUGCAAUAUUCUCCCCUGAAGAAUACAGUUUUCCUAUCCCCGUAUCUCCAAAUCAGUGCUCUAUAAUGUGGGAUGAUGAGAUCAUUGUUGAAUACUAACUGGUCUUUAUUGACUAUGCCAGCCUUUGUCCCUCCUACCUAACCAAUCUUUCUGCAAAGCAAUAAAUUUCACAACUGAUAUAAGUGACAAUAAACCCUAUUCUUUUUCUGAUUCUGAAAUCCCGGCUCGACA
Molecule: messenger RNA, 2379 nt
Organism: Mobula hypostoma (lesser devil ray)
Lineage: Eukaryota; Metazoa; Chordata; Chondrichthyes; Myliobatiformes; Myliobatidae
Product: chloride intracellular channel protein 2-like
Exons: 6
Coding region: 274-906 (210 amino acids)
Source: RefSeq, a predicted model, not a curated record